GAUGAGAACGGGAUCCAGAGAACAAAGAAAGCUUAGAAAGGAGAGCGAACGCGAACAGACAAGAGGCCUCCCUCUCCGAUGGCUCCUCCUCCAUCCUCUUCCUCCAAGAACUGGAAAUCCAUCGCCGCUCGCAUCUAUUUCCUCCUCAUCAUCCUCCAAAUCCCUCUUUUCAGAGUUCCUUGCAGGUCAGGGAUAUGCACAACACCAAUACAGGUCACAUCUUCACAAUUAGUUGCAAAUGAAAUAUUUCCCCCGGCAGUCGUGAAGGCUCUCCUCUACCCCGGAGCAAUUGCAAAUGGACUUUUCACUAACAUGACCAUUCCAAGAUGGAAUAAUCUGUUCAACAUGUACAACCUUACUGAAGCUAAAAACGCAUCAGCAGUUGUUGAUCUCCAACGGCUUGAGGUUCUUGCUGGCAGCUAUUUCGCAGUUGCAGGAGCGCUUGUCAGUGUAAUAAAUCCAGGGAGGAUGAGCAUGUUCGGAACUCUGUUGGUGGUAUGGGGCCUUGUGAAAGAAGGGAUUCUUGGAAAGCCGGUUAACACAGAUCCAAAUACAGCGGUUUAUGUAUACCCGACAAUGUUGGUUGCAGUAAUUUGCGCUGUUGUCUCAAUAAAGUAUAAAGAGAAAAAAACAUUGGCGGAAAGCCAGGCCCGGCCUAUUGCAAAACCAUUACAGAGCUCAGUAAAGUCAAAACUCAAGUAAAUAUGGUGGCACUUUUGGCUUUGUAAUUUUUUUUACCCUUUGUAACUUUCCUAAAGGUUUUACUCAAUUGGAAAAACUGAGAACAAGUGUCUUGAUCUUGUACUAGUUUUUAAAUUUAAAUUUUGUGAACUUAGACUGAGCGAAAAGUUCGGUUGCUUGUAAUCGAAUGUGAUGAUAUUUAAUUCGACAAAAGGUAUCAUGAUAUAUGAUGGUUAUUUGAU
Molecule: messenger RNA, 923 nt
Organism: Dioscorea cayenensis subsp. rotundata (Guinea yam)
Lineage: Eukaryota; Viridiplantae; Streptophyta; Magnoliopsida; Dioscoreales; Dioscoreaceae
Exons: 3
Coding region: 79-702 (207 amino acids)
Source: RefSeq, a predicted model, not a curated record